AUGUCUAAGGACAACAAGCCUGAAACCGCCAUGGCUAAAAAAAAGAUUCCAACUGUUGUGUAUAAACGCAAGGCGUCAACAGGCAAUCACUAUGCUAUGGACUUGCCUCUACACCACUGUAAUAUCCUCAAAAUGAGGGAACCCAAGUUACCCACUGUGCAUCCAGAGUCUAUCUACAACCACUUACCAAAGCCAGUGGUUGAUGAUAUUACAGAAAAACCGAAGAGAUAUGUCUCCAAGUUUCGCCCAACAGUCCUCAAAGAGAACAAAGCCAACAAGAUGGCAAUGCGAACGAUGGGACCAGUAAAAGUGGAGGUGCCCCAUGUCAAAUUCCUCAGGAAGCCCACAAAUACUCCCCAAACACACAAGAAGGUUCCUCAGGUCUCCAGAGUGAAGAAACCAGGCGUUCCCCUGCAAGCAGAGCGCACGCCUAGAGAAGCGAGACCAAAGAGGGACUUUUUAAAAACGAGGGACAGUCUGAACACGGUGAAGCCUGAGCCAGCCUAUGUGGACAUCAAGGGACACAGGGAGAUACUUAAAACGUCUGGGUUUGUCCCCGUCUACAGCAGUAAAAAGGAGUAUGGGAAAGUUCCUAAGUACUUACUGAAGCGCUACAAGGAAAAUCUGCUGAAGGCUGAGGAGCAGCAUUCCCUGUUGAAAGAAAGGAUCGAUAAGGAGACCAGGAAGCAGAUGUCAGACGCAGAGAGAAAGUCCAUCCUGCAGGGCCUGAGGAAGAUCUGGAAUAAGGCGAACACGGAUUAUCAGUUGUUGCCGCUCGUCAUGGUCACCCAUUCAAUGCUUGCCAGGAAAGAGCGACUGGAGGAAGAGAUGACCCAUCUGGAGACAGCCAUCGCCAUGUUCCAGGAUCAAUCCAAUCCAGUCUUCCUCCCACAUGAUGAUGAUUGA
Molecule: messenger RNA, 906 nt
Organism: Pleuronectes platessa (European plaice)
Lineage: Eukaryota; Metazoa; Chordata; Actinopteri; Pleuronectiformes; Pleuronectidae
Product: enkurin-like
Exons: 5
Coding region: 1-906 (301 amino acids)
Cellular component (GO): acrosomal vesicle
Molecular function (GO): calmodulin binding
Source: RefSeq, a predicted model, not a curated record